UUGGUCUUCAUUUUGUGACCAACAUGCCACUCCUCAACUUCUUGAUCAAUCUCUGUGGGCACCAAAACAUCCCGCAUUUGGCUGACCAAACAUCUGAUCAUUCUCUUCUUUUGUUGCAUUUCUUAAACCAUGGAUGAACAUCAACAUUUGGACACUCACAGAAGAAAAGGAAAAUAAUUGAACAAAACCAGUUAGUGAGAUUGAGACGCGGAGGGACAUAGAGUCAUGGAGUUUCAAGAAGCUGUGGCGAGGCUAAGGAUCCACAAGACAAUACGCAAGGGAGCUAUUGAGAGACAACACACGCAAACUGAAAACAAAGAACGGAAAAUCUUCUUUCACAGAUCAUCAUCAUCAUCAUCAAAGCAAAAGACAAGGCCAUCAGAAAUCCCGAUAGAGUUUCAAUGUCCAGUUUCCGGUACUCUCAUGAAGGACCCGGUAAUUGUCUCCUCUGGGCAUACAUUUGAGCGUGCUUGCGUUCAAGCCUGCAAUACUCUGGGUUUCACACCCACUCUAAUGGAUGGCACCGUUCCUGAUUUCUCCACUUGCAUUCCCAAUCUAGCUCUCAAAUCCACCAUUCUCGAAUGGUGCAGAAAUUACUCUUUAGACCCGCCUAAUGAUAAAAUGACCCUCGAUUUCUUCUCUGCAGAAAAGCUUGUCCGCGCAAAAAUAUUAGAAACCCAACAACAGAAACCGAAACCUCCCAAGAAGAACGAACAUCAAGACACUGGUGCUGGGAUUGAUCACGUAGUUACUGAUUUGAUCACUCAGACCCCAAGUACUCAUGACUCCUGGAGCUCAGACGAUUCUCCCCUCCAACUCAAGACUCGAUCGAGUUACUACUCUUCUCCUUCUUCCUCCACGGCCGAGAUAGAAGCCUUUAACCCUAACCCCAAAGAUGAAGAGUUUGUUAGAAAACUCAAAAGCCCGCUAGUGUUUGAGAUUGAAGAAGGUCUCAUUUCAUUAAGAAACACAACGAGAGCUAGAGAAGAUGAUACCAAACUGCAGCUUUGUACCUCUCGGCUUCUCUCAGUAUUACAGCCUUUGAUCAUUUCGAGGUACACAAACAUUCAAGUCAACUCAGUUGCUUGUUUAGUUAAUUUGUCUUUAGAGAAAAAUAACAAAAUUAAGAUAGUACGGUCUGGGAUUCUUCCUUUGUUGAUUCAUGUGUUAAAAGGAGGUUUCCCUGAGGCAAAAGAGCAUGCUUGUGGUGCAAUUUUUAGUUUAGCACUUGAUGACCGUAACAAGACUGCAAUCGGCGUUUUGGGUGCUUUGCCUCCACUUCUACAUUUGCUGCGAUCCGCUGAGAGUGACCGGACUCGGCAUGACUCGAGCUUAGCUUUAUAUCAUCUCUCACUAGUUCAAAGCAACAUCACUAAGCUAGUAAAACUUGGGUCAGUGCCAAUUCUUUUGGAGAUGGUCAAGUCAGGUCGUAUGGAGAGUCGGGUUCUAUUAAUAUUGUGUAACUUGGCUUUGAGUCCGGAUGGCCGGCAUGCGAUGUGGGAUUCAGGUGGGGUGGAGGUUUUGGUGGGCUUGUUGAGGAGAAGUGAGUUGAAAUCUGAGUCAACUCAAGAUAUUUGUGUGUCUGUUCUGUAUGGACUGAGUCAUGGGGGUCUGAGGUUUAAAGGGUUGGCAAGGGCAGCAGGUGCGGUGGAGGUGUUGAUGCAAGUGGAGAAGACAGGAAACGAGCGGACUAAGGAGAAGGUAAGGAGAAUAUUCAAGAUGAUGACGGAGAUAAGAAUGGAGAAAGAGGAUGUGAAUUGGGAGGAAGUGCUAGAGGACUCGGGAUCAACUCGAUGUCGAUUCGGUGGUGGAAAGGAUGGGCUAAGCACAAACGCAUGAGUUUAGACUAUUUUUCUUAACUUCGUUGGUUUUGUUAAUUCAAUAGUUCCCUUCUUCGUCUUGAGAUAUAAUUAUUAGUUGGUGCGGGCUUUGUU
This is a messenger RNA of Populus trichocarpa (black cottonwood), 1934 nucleotides long. RefSeq names its product U-box domain-containing protein 40. Gene Ontology annotation, cellular component: cytoplasm; nucleus. Gene Ontology annotation, biological process: protein ubiquitination. The record is from RefSeq and is a predicted model, not a curated record. Bases 226 to 1839 code for a protein of 537 amino acids. Gene Ontology annotation, molecular function: ubiquitin-protein transferase activity; protein binding. The transcript has a single exon. NCBI's taxonomy places the organism in Eukaryota, Viridiplantae, Streptophyta, Magnoliopsida, Malpighiales, Salicaceae.